UUUUUUUCAGAUGAAUCAACAAUGCAAAGUCUGUGGCGAACCAGCAGCAGGAUUUCAUUUUGGAGCAUUUACAUGCGAAGGAUGCAAGUCGUUCUUUGGCCGCACGUACAACAAUUUGUCAUCUAUAUCGGAAUGCAAAAACAAUGGCGAAUGUGUUAUCAACAAGAAAAACCGAACUGCGUGCAAGGCGUGCAGGUUGCGAAAAUGUCUUGUGGUUGGUAUGUCAAAGAGCGGUUCCCGUUACGGUCGACGAUCGAACUGGUUCAAAAUCCAUUGUUUACUACAAGAGCAACAGCAACAGCAACAAAAGACCUGCAACAACAACAACAACAACACUAAUAGUAACAAUAAUAAUAAUCAUAAUGCUACCAUCCAUAACACCAGCAACGAAAACAGUAGCAACAGUACCAGUUCUCCAGGGCUGUCAAUCUCGAAUGGAUUUCUACCAAGUAGUUUCCUAUCCAACCUCUGCACCAACAACAACAACAACAACAAUAAUAGCAGCGUCAACAAUAACAAUAACAACAACAGCAUACACAAAAACAACAACACCAUCAAGAAAAGCUUGAAGCGUGCAAAUACUCCCAGCGAUUCGGGUGCAUCAUCUGCUGAUCUGGAUGAGGGUGGUGGAGGAGGUGGCGGAGGGGGUGGUUCUGGUGAUGGAAGCAGUUCAUACAAGGACCACCUUGCUGGCAGCGGGAGGGUAGAAAAUGGAUUCAAAACACCGGAACAUUCGGAGCACAACUUGCCAAAGUUGCCGUUGAAAAUCUCCCGUACGCCACCGUCGUCUUCGGCGCUCCAGUCACUCGCCGAGACGUAUCGACCUGCCCUACUAGAUCGCAUGUCACCAUACCUACCCGCCGUAUCAUUUCGGACCGAUGGAUCUCCCUUUUUUCCGGUCUCUUUUACGAUACCACCCGUAUCGCUGGCCAUGCUCUCCUCCGGUCAUGCCGCUGUUCAGCUGUGUAAGCGAGACGAGCAAAGCGAACCCAUUGACCUGUCCAUGAAGUCGUCUAAGUCAUCAUCUAGAUCCUCGUCGGAAUCGCCUCGACGAAUACGCGAUAGCUCGCCGUUGCUGCCCGAUCCAAGUGAAACGGACGACCAGUCUAAGCCGACGACAAUCACCACCAAAACAGUUCCUCUCGAUCUUUCAACGUUUGUGCGUAGCAAUAGUCUUCCCGGGUGA
Anopheles maculipalpis is the source of this 1186-nucleotide messenger RNA. Its product is annotated as protein embryonic gonad. The record is from RefSeq and is a predicted model, not a curated record. Lineage: Eukaryota; Metazoa; Arthropoda; Insecta; Diptera; Culicidae. Gene Ontology annotation, molecular function: DNA-binding transcription factor activity; zinc ion binding; sequence-specific DNA binding. Bases 11 to 1186 code for a protein of 391 amino acids. The transcript is spliced from 2 exons. Gene Ontology annotation, biological process: regulation of DNA-templated transcription.